Molecule: messenger RNA, 2444 nt
Organism: Rhodamnia argentea
Lineage: Eukaryota; Viridiplantae; Streptophyta; Magnoliopsida; Myrtales; Myrtaceae
Product: FCS-Like Zinc finger 11-like
Exons: 3
Coding region: 875-2014 (379 amino acids)
Source: RefSeq, a predicted model, not a curated record
GGGAGGGAGAGAGAGAGACUCGUGCGAAGUACAGACUACAAAGAGAAGAGAGAGGCUAAGGAGCUUGUGGGUACUACUGUGAGUGACUGAAGAGUGCACCAGAAGCUCGUCGAAGCUCUGAUUUUGAGGCAUAUUUGAGAGAGAUAGAGAGUGAGAGAAGGGAGAGAGAGAGGAGUGUUGUGCAAGCAUCACGCAUACAUAGAAAGUGGCCUGGCCGUCAUCAAUUCACCCAUUUCAGCUUUGCAUUGAGGGUCUCUUCCCAGGGGAAAACGCUAGAAAACAGCACAGUCGCUUUGAAGUUUCCAGAAACAGAGAAAUAGAUAGCGAGAAGAAAGAACAACACCAGUGAGUUCAUUUUGAUUCUUCCAUCCCCCUCCGGACCCUUUUUCUUCUUUUGAGUCGAUUCUGUGGCUCACCGACUCGCUUUUUCUUGACUCUGAUGAUGCAAAUUUUUAAGCUUUUGCUCUUUGUCUUAUCUUUCUGGGUCUAUUCGCUGUCGCGGGUUAAGGAGAAUAUAAGUUAAAAAUCACCGCACGUCAUUUUUUUCUCGGCUUUCACAAACCCUGUUUCUCGACUCAUCGGAGGUGCCAUUUGCGUUCUUGCGGGGUCGUGUGAGCAUUUCAAAGUUUGCUCCUUUUUCUGAUUGUUAUAAGGAUCGUUGACACGAUCGGGUGCUUUUGAUAUUUAUGGGAAGCGAGUGGGAACGACAGUGAGGCGAUGAAUGAUUAUCUCAUCGUGCAUUCGCAGGCCGUGCUUGUUUGCAUCUGCAGAAAUUUUAAUUUUGUAAUUGAACUUGAUGAAUCGUUGAUCGCUUUUGUUCUGGGUAAGCUGCUUGCUUCUGUUCUUGGAAGGAAGCUUUUGAGAUCUUGACACAAUGCUGGUGAAGAGGACUGGGUCGGUGCAGAAAGAAGUGGGUCAAAUGACGAAAUCGGAUUCUAAUUUACAUUCCAAUUCGCAAUCCGAUCUUAGAAGGCAGAAUUGUAGGAGCAAUUCCCUUUUCAGCAUCCCUGGUCUCUAUGCGGGUUUUAAUCCGCAGGGCUUAGCGGAUGCUGAUUCGGUUAGAAGCCCUACAUCUCCUCUUGAUUUUAUGCUGUUCCCAUAUCUGACUAACCCAGUUAGGUCCCCUCGAUUGCCUUGUGUUGGGCAGCCAAAGAGUUGGGAUUGUAGAAAAGUAGGCUUAAGCAUUGUAGAUUCGCUUGAUGACAAUGGAAACUUAUCUGGCCGGGCUCUCCAGUCAGCUCAUACUGGAAAAAUAGUUUUUGGACCUAAUAUCGGGGUUAAGAAUCAUAAUUUUGAGACCAAUAUCAGUUCCAUCGAGUCACCAAAAUCCCUGCCUAAAGAUUACACAUUCUCUCGUUAUGCCCGUGCCAAAUCUCCUCUCCACUCAAGCAGCAACAACGUUGUUUUUGAAAUUGCAGAUGGCCCUGUAGGACCUGACCCUUUGGGCAAAGUCCGGUCUAGCUCAUUUGAUUCUUGCACGAUAAUGAUUUAUCGUCCUCAAUUGAUUAGAGAAAGUCCAAAAUGGAGUAAGGUUUCGGGUGCUAGUCUGACUUCCAUCCCUCUGUCUAUUGAUCCUGGCAGUGGGUUCGCUGAUUCUCUUUCGGCGAGCGAGAUAGAACUGUCUGAGGAUUAUACUUGUGUGAUUUCACAUGGUCCUGAUUCUAAAACCACUCACAUUUACGGUGACUGCAUUUUAGAAUGUCACCCGAAUGAGUUGAACAAUUUUGUCAGGGAGAUAGAGGAAGACACAUUGCCUCGAGCGAAAAACUCAGAAACUCCUGCUUUGUAUUCUCAUGAUGACUUCUUGAGCUUCUGUCAUGCAUGCAAGAAGCCAUUGCCAGAGGGCGAAGAUAUCUACAUAUACAGAGGCGAGAAAGCAUUCUGCAGUGUGGAAUGUCGUUCAAAGGAGAUUUUGUCCGACGAGAUUGAGGAAGCUGUGGAUGAUUAUGAUAAGUCGCCGAAGUCCAAAAGCGGAGAUGGGCUUUUUCAAAGUGGCUCUUUUCUCCCUUCAUAGUAACCAUUCAUGUCGUCCCCGUGGCCACCAUGCCCAUGAUUGCCGGAACAAAUACUGAGGUAGAUGCCCCAGAUCGUCCGUUUACAAAAGAGCUGUUUUUGUGUGCAUCAGUUAGCAGCCAUGGAUGAUCAAUUUUGUACAUUUCUCUCUUCACCGAAAGGGAUUCAGCUUUCAUGGUCUCGGUGGUGGCAACUAUCUGCUACAGCUUUUUUUGGCUUUUUGGAAGAGACAUGACCGUAUUAUAUGCCGUUAUAACUCAUACUAUAUCGCAUAAUCAUUUUGCAUUUGAAAUGGGUGUUAGCUGAUUUUUAUGGCUCCCCAUCCCCAUCUAUAUCCCCUACAUUUUUUCUUCCGGGGUAAACUUUUGCUGUAAUAGCAGCCGACUAAACGUGCUUUUUGAUAAUAGUAUCAAGUUGCUGUUCUAAGAUCA